Molecule: messenger RNA, 750 nt
Organism: Protomyces lactucae-debilis
Lineage: Eukaryota; Fungi; Ascomycota; Taphrinomycetes; Taphrinales; Protomycetaceae
Product: arginine-tRNA-protein transferase
Exons: 1
Biological process (GO): protein arginylation
Cellular component (GO): cytoplasm
Molecular function (GO): arginyl-tRNA--protein transferase activity
Source: RefSeq, a predicted model, not a curated record
GGAUACUGUGGUCGGCAAGACACGUCACAUACUUUUGGCGCCUGGGCUCACUCCCUGACGGUGCAUGGCUACAAGAAGAUGAUUGACCAUGGCUGGCGCAGAUCCGGCUGCUACAUCUACAAGCCAAAUUUGGUGCAGUCGUGCUGCCAGCUCUAUACCAUUAAAUUGAAUGCCCAUGCUUUCAAGGCCAACAAGCAGCAGCGUGCUGCAGUGCGCAAGUUUCAUGACUUUGUUCUUAAAUCAAGCCAGCCAUGCAAGACUAUGGAGGAAUAUCUCGCCUCUACCGACGCUUCAUCACGAUUCUCUGCCGACCUGGAGCCAGCUCAAUUUACAGAUGAGAAGUUUGCGCUGUACAAGAAGUAUCAAAUGGCAAUUCAUGGCGACAAAGAGUCGGAGCUGCAACCAAGUAGCUUCAAAAGAUUCUUGUGUGACACGCCUCUUGAAGGCCCAAACAGAUUUGGUUCUUUCCACCAGAUGUAUCGCUUGGAUGGCAAGCUGAUUGCCGUGGCGGUCCUCGACUUGCUCCCGGGGUGCGUUUCGUCAGUCUACUUCCUUUAUGAUCCAGACUAUCGAUCGUUGAGCCUCGGAAGAGUAUCUGCUUGUCGAGAAGCAAUCAUGAGCAAAGCUGAGCCAUUUGGCGAGUAUUACAUGGGCUAUUUUAUACCCGACUGCGUCAAAAUGAAGUACAAGGGUGAAUACGCUCCUUCCUUUCUCAAAGAUCCAGCAAGCACGCAUUGGUAUCCUCUUGAG